Molecule: messenger RNA, 4500 nt
Organism: Oryzias melastigma (Indian medaka)
Lineage: Eukaryota; Metazoa; Chordata; Actinopteri; Beloniformes; Adrianichthyidae
Gene: ell2
Product: elongation factor for RNA polymerase II 2
Exons: 12
Coding region: 382-2352 (656 amino acids)
Biological process (GO): positive regulation of transcription elongation by RNA polymerase II; transcription elongation by RNA polymerase II; snRNA transcription by RNA polymerase II
Cellular component (GO): transcription elongation factor complex
Molecular function (GO): cis-regulatory region sequence-specific DNA binding
Source: RefSeq, a predicted model, not a curated record
UGUCAGUCAAAUUUGGCAGUGUUUGUGGAAAGUAACACCAGAUGCUAAUAGGGGAACUAUUUUUUUCCCUGUUAACUGAUUUCUAACAAUAUAUUUAAAAGGUCAAACCAACUGUUUCCUGUAAAACAACACAAAAAACUCGAAAAAAAAUUAUAAAAACUGACAAAUUGGUUGUAAAACCCCAUUUAAGUGCUUUAAGGGGUAAAGUAAUUCAAGUUCGAUUGAAGCGUGGAAAACAGUAACAACCGAACAAGUAAAAACCAAUCCGAGCGUCAGCCCUGUGGGCAGCGAUAUAAUCCCUCCCAGGAGCGGCGCGAGCGCAGGGAGUCCCGGCUGCUGAGCGCUGCUGCUCAGAGGAGCGAUGGUGGAGGGCUGCUAAAGAUGGCCGCUCUCUCCGAGGAUGGGAGGUACGGAUUAAAUUGUGGCCAACAGAGCGCCGAGAGGGUCACCGUCUUACACGUCAAAUUGACCGAAACAGCGCUGAAGGCGAUAGAAAGCUACCAAAAUUCUGCGAGUGUACCCUCUUUGCAGCCUACUAUUCAAUUCAAGGGACUCCAAGGGCGCAUUAAAAUUCCCAGAACUGACGGCUCUUCAGGCAGUGUCAGCAAUUUUGAUUUCUACCUGUCUAAUGUGGGCAAAGACAACCCUCAGGGAAGCUUUGAGUGCAUUCAUCACUAUGUGUCGAGCUCAGGGGCCUCACACCUGGCAUUGUUGGCAACCAUACAGGAUAAGGUCACAGUGUGUGCAACCAAUGACUCCUAUCAGGUGACCCGGGAACGAAUGACCCAGGCUGUGGAGGACACACGUGAGCGUGGGACCAAAGUCAUCAAGCCUGGUGGCCAAUACAGAGGAAAACAAGUUCAUACCCGCAAGCCUGCCCUAUCUGCCCCAGAUGUAGUUCCAGAGCGCAAACGAUCCACACCCAUCAACCCAGCCAACACUAUACGCAAGUGUCUUUCCAAUAACCCUGUGUCGCAAAAGUCGCUGCGGGACCGCAUCAUCCACCUGCUGGCGCUGAAGUCCUACAAAAAGCUUGAAGUGCUCGGGCGUUUGCAGAGAGAUGGCAUCAACCAGAAGGACCGAAAUUCUCUGGGGACCACGCUACAACAAGUGGCAAACCUAAAUCCCAAAGACAACACAUACUCUUUAAAGGACUUUAUAUAUCGUGAUGUCCAGCGAGACUGGCCUGGAUACUCUGAAGAGGAGAAGACCCAAGUCGACCGAAUCCUGGCUCGAAAAUUGGGGCUUCCUAUUGAGUCGAGCUCAUCAAGUAAUUUGCCUAAAGACUGUGUUCCUGCAUCUUCCCAGAAACGUCAGGGUGAAUUUGACUUCAUUGAUCCCUUGGCUCCCAAAAAGCCCAGAAUCUCUCAUCUCACCAAUCGAGGGUCAGCAGCCUCCUCUUCCUCUGAGCGCCAUGAAGAAGAGGGCAGCCCCAGCUCCAAACCCCCUUUACUACCCCCCAGCGCCUCUUCCGGCCCGCCAUCCCAUCUGCCCAUCUCUUCUCACACUCUUGCACCCUCCCACCAGCAGCCCAGCCCCGCCUCCAACUCCAACUCACCAAGCACCCCAGAGGGCUGCGGCACCCAGGACCUUCCCACAGACCAGAGCUCCAGCUACAGAGAGCCUUCACCGAGCCCUUUCUCCGCCAGCGAUGCCCUUCCGGACCGCUACCAGAACGUAGUCUCUAGACCAGCCUCCCCCAGCCCUCCCCCUUGUACCUCUCUCACAGUUACAUCCACUGUCAUCACCAGCCCUCCUUUGUCCAACAAUUCAAGUAAGUUCAAAAAGAAAUCCAAAAAGCACAAGGACAAGGACCGAGAGAAGGAGAGGAAAAAACGAACUGAAAGAGGCAGUGUUAGUCCUCCUGUUGUAGCAGAGCCCGUCGAGGAGAGCUGCAGAGCCAAAAAGAAACGCAGCUCUGUGGAAGUGGAGAGUGAAGUUCACAAAGACCAAGACAAAGAGAAGCCAGUCCAAUCCACUGAACUGUCAUCAAAAACAGAUACUCCGGACUAUGCAGUGAAAUACACACCUCUGGUUUCCCUCGACCAGCGGCAAAACUACAAAGAUGACUUCAACGCAGAGUAUGAUGAGUACCGCCAGCUGCACGCUCGCGUGGAGGGCAUCACGCGCCGCUUCACCCAGCUGGGGGCGCAGUGUCGGAAGCUGACGCCAGGCUCCAAAGAAUACCAGAAUGUCCAAGAAGAAGUUGUGAAGGAGUACAAAAAGAUGAAACAACACAACCCCAGCUACCAGGACGAGAAGCAGCGCUGCGAGUAUCUGCACAACAAACUGGCCCACAUAAAGCGCUUGAUAGCUGACUUUGACCAACGCAGAGCCCAGUCCUGGUGCUGAACGCAGCACGGGGUUUCUUCUCAUCAGUAUUGUGAACAGAGUGUCCACCCAACUCACUCUUAUUUAUUAACAUUUCUCUAUUUCCUGCCUCUGCAACAUGCUCCUGUUCUCUUUGAGCUUUGACUCUACAGGCCUUUUUUUGUUUUUUGUUUCCUGCAAUUUAGAGUUCUGAUUCAACUUUCCCUCCCAUCCUUUGCUUUCUCCAUGUAUGGUUAAACUAGCUCCUGUGGAAAGCCACUAGGAGGACUGCAUGAGAAACGAGGCGUGUGGAAAGAACUUCAGCUCCAACUUUUGAAAGACACUCUUUUAGGAAAUAAAGUAUUUUUGAGCAUCAGAGAAAAUAUUACCUUGUAUUUAAGUAAAAUCUAAAAAAAAAAAAAAAAAAAGAGGGAGAUCUAUUUAUUUUGGGACUCAUAGUAAGCAAGAGUCAGCAGAUCUAUUUAAUUCUUCUCAACCCCCCAAAAAAUUGCCACAAGCCUUAUGUAUUUUGACUUAGUGAAGCAAUUUUGCACAGGAGAUUGAAAGAUCAUCUCAUCUGCUUCGUUUCUCCUCUCUUGAAGCAAAACUGUACUAGAAAACUUUAUUGAAUCGAGGCGGACAGAAGAGGAAGGAAAUGAAGCACUAAGAAGAAAUCACUUGAGCUCAUUGAGAAUCAACAGACUGUGUGCAUGUGUUAUAAAAAAAAUAUAUAUAUUAAAAAAAAAAACACACAGAGGGGAGGGUGAUUUAGGUUUUUCAAGGAGUAGGAACCUCGUGUUGUCACUCAUGGGGGAGGAAGGGGUUGUUACUCCUUUGCACCAAACAUUGUGUUACGAAUAUGGUGCCUUACAACGUUUACAUGCAGAAACGUGCUGGUGAGCCACAGACCUAUGCAAAGGAACUACAACUGCCUGGAGAGCGUGCGAUUGUGUGAGGGUGUGGACACCAUGUGGGGAAAGAAAAGAUGGGGCGUUUAAUUGUGAAGGAGUAUUUGUGAGUCUGAGUAUGUUUGAGUUCUCCUGAGUGAGUAAAUAAGUGCAAUCAGGAGAAAAUGUUAUUAGAUGCAUUAAAAAAAAAAACUUAAAAAAAAAAGCUGCUACAAUGUUUAACCAGCCAGCAGUCGGGAUCAACCUGGCUGGAGUGAGUAUCUGAUCCUAGUGGAAGAUGUGAAGGUUCCUUAAUUUUGCCGAGCUGUUCUGCUUUAGACAUGAAAGGGAGUUCCCGUUUCAUGAGCAGCAAACUUUUUCUGUUCUUCAAAGAAGCCACUUUGUCAUCCAUCUGUACUGUGGUGUUUCAAAGGAAAUUCUCUUGUUUUCCUUUCAGAGCCGUGCAAGAUCUCAGUAGCUCGUUUUUUUUGUUUGUUUGUUUUUUUCUCCCUCUCAUUUAAUGCAGAUUUAUUUUUCACGGAUGGAUGACUUCUGAUCUGUUCUUCAUUUCAACAAGGGAAAUUUUUUUUUUUUUGUUUACAGACUUGUGUUAGAAUGUUUUGCCAAAAAUUAAAUGCCUUUUCUGGUACUGCUUGUAUGGAGUAAGAUUUCUGACCGGAGAGCGAGAAACAACAUGAAUGUUGAAAAACUCACAUCCACCGAGGAAUCCCACAGACCUCCUGUAAAUGUGACCAGAAACCAGGUCAGCAGUGUUCUAGGAGGACUCUGUCCUGAUCCGUGCUUUCAUUUUCCCUCAAAGAUUUAACGUUUUAUUUUAGUUUUUCUUCUGGAAUGUUGGUAUUCUGUCCAAAUGUCAGUCUCUGCAGCAGACUGGCUGUUAAAAUCAACAAACGACAAAUAUAAUUUCAGCUAAACUUAGUUUUUAGUAUUUUUGACAAAAUCGGCCCCUUGUUUAAGGGUGUCCGAUAAAUGCUUUUCAGUGGGAAAAUCCAGAUUUAUGAAACUUAUCAGACGGCCUUAAAGUUGCAAACUAUCACCCCUGAUGUCCUCUAAAACAUUCUGACCUGAUCAAACAAAACAGUUUUGCUGUAAUUUGGAUAAAUUAACUUAUUUUGGGGUUUAAAAAACGUUUAUGGGCUUUAAAUCAGUCUUAAGGAGGAAGUUUGAAAUGCCUCAGCAGUGUUUAGAAACGGGAAAUUAAGUACAUUUAAAUGAAAUGUCAUUUUGCCCACCUGCAAAUGUAAAACAAACACAUUUCAAUAAACUUAGUUUCACCUGGAAA